Rhagoletis pomonella (apple maggot) is the source of this 3929-nucleotide messenger RNA. Its product is annotated as maternal protein pumilio-like. Bases 1914 to 3878 code for a protein of 654 amino acids. The transcript has 9 exons. The record is from RefSeq and is a predicted model, not a curated record. Gene Ontology annotation, biological process: positive regulation of gene expression. Lineage: Eukaryota; Metazoa; Arthropoda; Insecta; Diptera; Tephritidae.
ACGAAUCGCACAGGCAAAGUCAGAGUGAAAUAGAAGCAAUUUGUGUGUGUUCUCGCGACGAGUACGACUUCAUCCUGUGUAAAUAAUUUGUAAUUAAUGCAAAAACGCCUAAAAAUUUAUGCAAAAAUCGCAAGUAUUCGUUUUCACAUAAGAAAUUAAGCAAGUUAUACAUAUAUAGUAAUAAAUCGUGUGUGCGGAGGUCGUAACAUUUUGGGUAAAUUAAGGAAAAACCUGAAGUAAAAAAAACGAAGCACGCAGAAAAGCAAACGCCGCUGCUUCGCGUUGUCGCCAGUUCGUUGAUGUGUGCCCUUGCCAUACCCUUACUACGACCAACCAACCAACCGAGCGUCUACCAUUCUUGUAAUUAUUGUGUAAAGUGUAAAUCCUGAAGCUAAAAACAGCAAAAUUUGCUUAUAAAAAGCCUAAUUUUGUUAAUUUCUUCAUUGUUCUGCAUCUUGUAAUCAAUUCCUUAAAAACAACGUUAAAUUAAUGAACAAAAUGUUCCAACACUUUGGUGGCUAUUACAUAUUUUAAUACAAAGUUUCAUGUGUAAAGUGUGUGUAACUAGAAAUUAAAACUAGAAAUAUUUUUUUGGCUACCGCUAAUGAAGAGUUGCAACUACUUCGAAUAUCCAUUUAAAUAAAAAUAAUUAAAUAAUUUUGGGUACACCGCCGAUUACCCACACAGUGUAUUAAUUUGAACGUACUUCGGCACAGCCUAAAAGAAAUCCUUUGACCACAAAACGAAGACAUAAAAAGUGUGCAUGUCUACUUCUUCUUCAAUCGUCGCUUUAUAUGGUCAAAUGCAAAAUAAAAAUCUCAUUAGUGUUAAUAUCGUGAAACAGUUCUUGUAAAAUAUUUGUGUAUAAAUACAUAUAUGUAAAAUAAUCGAAUUACUUGCAAACAUAUACAUACAUAGUAAAUACAAACAAACAAAUGCACAUCAAAAAAUACCGCAUAUAAAUAGUUAGUGUAGUGAUAUUGGCUCUUUUAUCAAGCACAUCUGUAAAAAGCAAAGUAUCAAAAAUAGAAAACAAAAGAAAAGUGUUGUAUUAAAGUUGUCCGCAGCAUCUGUAAAUUGCAAAUCUCACAGUAUUUCAACGGUUUCUUGAAUUUUACGAAGCUUCGUUGUAGAAAAAGAAACAAACGCAUUUUAAUGAAAGAGCGCAUCUUUUACUGCAUGCCGAAUCUUAAGUGAUAUCAUCUAUGAAUUAAAGCUCUUAAACGAAAGUAUUGCAUUUUUAAAAAGUUAGCCAAGCCAAGUGUAAAAAUCGUGUAAACAAGUCUGCAUUUAGUAUUUUGUGUGUUAAAAUAAUUGUGGUGUAUAUUGUAACAAAAAAGCAAAAAUUCCAUUAAACGCAUAAAAAAAAAACAGUAACCAAUUUGUAAACGCGUAAAUCAAAAAUCUAAAAUUAAAUAAAAAUCGCAAGUCGCUAAUCGAAAAGCGUCACUUGUGCGUAUUGUCAAUUUCUAUUUUCGCCGCUGCGCGUGUGUUAAAUAAAAGCCGUCAAAAUAGAGCUGUUACCAACGCCCACGAUUUCCAUAUCCACGGUUGCGCCGCCGACGCUAUCGCCCCACCACCAUCCGCACCAUCAACACCACCUACUGCAACAGUCCUUUCAACAGCAAACGCAGCCGCAUUCCCAGCAGCAGCAGCAGCAGCAUCAGCAGCAGCAACAACAACAACCACAUCAUUCCAAUCCGCAUACGCCAUUUGGUGGUGGCUUUCAUCAUCCAUUCCCUCCACUGUUGCCCCACCAACAGCAGCAGCAGCAGCAACAGCAGCCGCACUCCCAACAACAGCAACAGCAACAACAAUCGCAGUCGCAAUCGCAUCCUAAUUUUCUGCUAACACCGCCGCUGCCUGCAACGCCGCAGUCACAACUACAACAGCACCACCACCAACAACAACACAUGAAGUUAUUGGGUGGUAACGAUGAUCGUAAUGGGCGCGGCGAUCAGAAUAUGCCGCGCGUGCAAGAGGAAGCAACUGGCGGCUUUAUUUUUCAACCAUCUGGCACUUCGAUGCAUGACAUGGCCGCUGCCGAAUAUGCUGCACAAUUUGCGCAAAAACGCUGGGCUUGCGCUGAUGAGCAUCCCAUUGAUAAUCCCGACAAAUGGAAGUACAAUCCACCGCCACAAAUGAAUCCCGCUAAUACCACAACCGGUGCACCGCCCGGUAGUGGCGGCACCAUCGGCCCCAUCGGCAUGGGUGCUGGCAUUGGUAGUAUUGGCACGAAUGGUGGCUUACACCCUUCCAUGAGUGGACCCUCCCAGAUGGGUGUCGGACAGAUGGGCGUAGGUGGUGGUAGCGCAGCCGCUGCUGCCGCUGGCAUGGCUGCCAUGCACACAGCUGCUGUGGCCAAGCACAAUCAUAUGAUGUCACAGGUUGUUGCAGCACAACAACAACAUCAACAACAGCAGCAGCAACAGCAACAACAGCCGCCACACCCGGCACACCAGCAACCAGGACCACAACAACAGCAGCAGCAACAACAACAGCAAGGACAACAACAUGGUGGCGGCGUUGGCGUUGGCCAGCAAAUGGCGCUGUCGCACUCACAACAACAGCAACAACACCAACAGCAACAGCAGCAACAACAACAACAGCAGCAGCAGCAGCAGCAGCAACCACAUGGACCGCCACAUCCCUCUCAAAUGGCAUCACAUCAGCAAUUCGGCUCGAAUUUACUAAAUCAUGCCAUGAAUAAUCCAGCUGCUGCUGCAGCAGCUGCCGCCAUUGCUGCUAGUAUGCAACCGCCGCACAUGCAGAUGGCAGCUGGCAUGCAAGCGGGCAAUUGCAGCAUGUACGAUCAUCCCGGCGUGCAUCCCGGUGUGGGCAUGAACGGUGUACCCAAGCCACCAGGCCCACCGGGACCACCCGGUCCAACUGGUGGACCCGGCGAGUUAGUGUAUUUCGGCGGCCAGCCACCAAAUGCAGCUGCAGCUGCUGCCGCCGCCGCCAUGGGCAUGUUGCCGCAAAAUCAUUUCAUGAACAAUGCUGCCGCGGCAGCUGCAGCCGCAAAUCGCAAUGCAGCAGCGAUCACCACAUCCACUGCCAAGAAGCUAUGGGAGAAAUCCGAUGGCAAAGGUACCACUUCGGGUGGCGUAACCGGUGGUCCUUUAAAUCCACUACACAUACCCGGCGUAGGCGAUCAUCCAGUUUGGAAAGACUCUACAUGGUCAACACAAGGCGAAAAUAUACUGGCACCGCCACGCCCGCGUACUUUUCCACAAGCUCCAGAUACGAAUACGAGCACCAAUGCCGGCAUUUUGAGCCCACGUGAUGCCACCAGCGGUUUGGGUGUUAAAAUGGUCGAAUAUGUGUUGGGCGGCUCACCGACUAACAAGGAGAGUCCACUCUCCAGCCUGGAGCCACGUUUGCGAAGUCUGAAAUUCGAUGACAAUGAUAAGUCACACGAUGACAAAGAAAAGGCCAAUUCUCCGUUUGACACAAACGGCCUAAAGAAAGAUGACCAAGUUGCAAAUACGAAUGGCGUGGUCAAUGGCAUUGAUGACGACAAAGGAUUUAAUCGCACACCUGGCUCCCGUCAGCCCUCACCAGCUGAAGAAACGCUGCCACGUCCACCCACACUACUCGAUCCCAGCCAACAUGGUGGCUUUCCAACGCAUCCAUUCAAUCAUAUGCUCAAUUCCAUGGAUCAUCAAGGCGGUGGUCCUGGCACACAAAUGAAUUCGUAUCCACCACAUCAAAUGCAAAUGGGUCAACUGCAACCGCCCGUAAUGAAUGGUGUCGGUGGCAUGCAAAUGGCACAGAGCCCCAUGAUGAAUCAUCAGACACAAGGACCAAAUCAAAUUGAAUCUCCAGGAAAUUUAUUGCAGCAACAACCGCCUAAUUUUGAUGUACAGGUAAGUUGAUUGAAUUGGAAAACCGAGCCAUUUAUCUUGGUAAUAAUAAUUUUUUUCUCG